GUGCGUGUCACGUCUGACGGGGACAGCUCAAGUCGGGCAGCACUUGCCGGUUUACGCGUGUACCUUUGCGCACCUACCUUCGUUCUUACUCUGCUGCCUUUCAUUCUCCUCGUGCCUUCUUCUCUUUUUUGGUAAUCCUCCGCCAUUGACAAUUCCAUCGACACGACAGCUGUCGAGUUGAUUUUCACUCAAUACCUCAACGUUUUGGCUUGUCAGCCAUCUCAUCAGAAACGAGUCGAUUACCAUGACGCACGCCGCCUCGUCCAAGUCGGCCGCCGCCGCCCUCCUCGACCCCAUGACCGCCCCCGAGCCAGCAGCCGCGGAUGGUCCGGGUUCGCAUUUCGGCAACACCUUUGCCCCAGCAUCCGAGAUCAACGGCGUGACACGCUCUCCGCCUCCCGCCUCCUCCUCUCCCUCCUCCAACAACCCGUAUCGCCACGGCUCCGUCAGGUCGAAUAGACCGUCAUCCAUCCAGAACAGCCCGCCACUCUCCGCCACCAAAGGCGGCGCUCACACCUCCGUCCGUUCGUCAUCCGGAAGUCCGCGGCCGGAGAAAUUUCCCCACUACCGCACCGAAGUCUUCAGCGACUUUGACGAUCACGUCUCCUCCCGCAACCGCGCGAGCAGCCACGGCACUCCGCCAUCCUAUCAUGAAGCCACCUCUUCCAGCCCCAACCAGGGCAACCGACCGCGUCGCGGAAGCAGCUUGAGGGAGAGGUACCCCGGUGACCCGUCCACCCACCCUCUCGACGUCAUUCGGCGCGACAGCAGAAAGGCGUAUCGGUCGCCGCAUCUGAACAAGAGGUCGCUUCCCGGCGCCGAUACCAUUGACCGCUUGGACCCGGCUAUUGGAGGCCGCGCAUACCAUCAUGAAGGCCCGUACGACGCUGCGUUGUUGUCUCGCAACCGCGACCCCAAGAAUGCGCCUCUGGCGGCAUUGGAGGACAGCAACCGCGAGGCUCUGCGUGCGACACCCCGUGAGAAUAUCAAAGAUUCGGUGGAGAGGCAUCAGCCCCUUGAUGGUGUAGCCGGGGUGCCGCCCGGCGAGGAGGAUCGAUUCGGCCGGACAUACCACUAUCGGGAGGGUGCGGACCUGAUGCACGAGGCUGCCAAUGGAGAGCCUGCAUACAAGCAGUACCCGGGAGCAGAAUACGACCCCGAGGACAUCAAGGGCAAGGGCGAGCCGGCUUUCUCCCUCGACCGCGCCCUUCGCGCCCACAAGAUCUCCGACACCAACGAUGCGAUUGAGCUUCAGGAUCGCUCGCGCGUCAGCCGCGACUACCAUCGUGCCGAGAGGAGGGGCACUCUGGACAACCGCGAUCCCGUGGACAUCGCCGGGGGUGAGGAGAGGUACGCUGAUUUGGAAAUCGCGGCGGUGAGGGCGGGUGCGUCUCAUGAUUCGGACGCCAGAGGCCAUCAUCUCUCUGCUGGCUUGGGCAGCUUGAAGAAGCGCAUUGGCAGCCUGCGCAAGAAGGAUCGCGACGACUAGGGGCUUGAGGUGCGAGUCGACAUGCGGAACCGGUAUACAAAAGCACCACUGUUUGCAAGACAUACGCAACGAAGCAGUGUAGCCAAGUAGUCGCUUGUACAAUAGGGAGGGAUGGUGGGUCUAAGCUAGAGGUUGCUAUGGCGUUGCUGGAAACAGGUCAGAUUGUAUGGACAGGAAAAGGGACAUACUGUACGAGUAUUACAUCCAAACUGGCAUACUGUCCCGAAUCCGACCACAGAUCGCAGACUAGCCAUUGCCAUUGAUGGACGACUUUGUUGAAUCACGUGUGUCCCUGACCCUGAAGACUCCCGAGGUUUUAGAGUUUGUGUGGAGCAGCCGAGUUCCGAAAGAGGGAAGGAGUUUCUGGGGCAAAUUGAAUUCAGGACAACUUUCAGAAAG
This is a messenger RNA of Neohortaea acidophila, 1888 nucleotides long. RefSeq lists its product as uncharacterized. NCBI's taxonomy places the organism in Eukaryota, Fungi, Ascomycota, Dothideomycetes, Mycosphaerellales, Teratosphaeriaceae. The record is from RefSeq and is a predicted model, not a curated record. Gene Ontology annotation, cellular component: cytoplasm. The transcript has 3 exons. The coding region runs from base 245 to 1489 and encodes 414 amino acids.